AUGCCUUCUGUAGUGUCAUCGUUACAGCGAAGUAGCCAGGCAUCGUCGUCAACAGCCGUGCGUUCAGUUACGCAGUCGUCUUCAAGUCGUCAGUCUUCAAAUAUUCCUAGAAGAGUGUUACUCAAUAAUGAGCCAGAGCCUGUUCAACAACAUCAGCAACCAUUGUGUUGCAUUAAGUGUAAGCAAUGUCAUCAGUUAAAGGUAUGUCCAGAAUUUAAGGAACUUAAUGUGCAAAAUAAGUGGACUCUGGUGAAAGCCAACCGUCUGUGCUUUGCAUGCCUUCAACGAGGUCAUGGUUUUUGUGAUUGUCGAUCUAGGCAUGAGUGUGGGGUCGACAAGUGCAAGCGUAUGCACCACCCUCUCUUGCAUCAGGCUGUCACAUCUGUUAAACCCUCGUCAUCAGUUAAUCGUUCAACUGUUCAGCCCGCAACAUCGUCUGCUACCAACAGUAAUGAGCAUUUAUUGAAUUGCCGCGAAAACCAAAACGAAUGUUUGUUUAAAAUAUUGCCUGUGGUGUUAACCGGACCCAACGGAAGCUUCGCGAUUUAUGCCAUGAUCGAUGAGGGUUCUUCAAUAACUCUUCUGGAAGAAAGUAUUGCCAACAGCCUUGGGGUCAAAGGCCGUACUACGCCACUCACGUUACAGUGGUACAAUAAAAAGAAAAUUACAGAAAAAUCGCGUGUACUCAACCUGCAAGUAAGUGCAGAGAGUCGAAAUACAUCAUAUCAGUUGAAGAAUGUAUACACUAUCAAACAAUUGGAUUUACCAACGCAAACCUUUGAACGAAAUAAUUAUAGCAAUCUUAUAAACUUGCCAAUCGCCAAUUAUUCAUCCGUCAAACCUGCUUUAUUGAUUGGGUUAGACAACAGCCAUUUGUGUGUUGCCAAAGAAAUGGUUAGCUGUGGUCCUAAUGAACCUAUCGCCAUCGCCACCAAGUUGGGUUGGGUGGUUUAUGGGCCAACAAAGGUUGGUAGUGGCCCUAUAGCCAACGUUUUCCACGUCCGUAAACAAUUUUCAUCGCAGCAGUUACACCGUUAUGAAAUGGCUAAGAAGAGAUUACUAAACGUCGAAAACAAAAUGGCCAAAGAUCCGGGGUAUGCUAAGAGCUAUAUAGCCGAAAUAAAUAAAUAUAUUAGCAAGGGUUAUGCGCAGUUGCUGACUGAUGAAGAGUCGUCGAACCCACAAAAGCUGCGUAUAGUAUUUGACGCAGCAGCAUCCGUGUCGAAUGUUUCGUUGAAUUCUGUUUUGAUGAAAGGACCAGAACGCGCACAGCCACUGAUGUCACUGAUGUUUCGCCAACGCCCACUUGCAGUUGCAGGCGAUAUACAAGAGAUGUUCUCUCAGGUCAAGAUUCGCCCUGAAGAUAGACAGUCACAACGCUUCCUAUGGAGACAUGGAGAUCCGUCCAAACGAAUUGAAGUAUAUGUCAUGACGUCCAUGAUAUUCGGAGCCGUUUGUUCACCGUGUUGUGCUGAAUAUAUUAAGAAUUUAAACUCCAGCCGCUUUGAAGAGAAAAUGCCACGAGGUGUUAAAGCUGUUGUUGAAAACACCUAUGUGGAUGACCUGGUCGCCAGUUUUGAUAGUAUUCAAGAAGCCAAUGAAGUCGAGCUACAAAAUCUAUUGAAUCAGGGAACAGAGGCGCCUCCAGACAUUGUUAGCAUGGAACAUGAGCCUAAAACUGAUAAAGUAUUAG
Molecule: messenger RNA, 1693 nt
Organism: Rhagoletis pomonella (apple maggot)
Lineage: Eukaryota; Metazoa; Arthropoda; Insecta; Diptera; Tephritidae
Exons: 4
Source: RefSeq, a predicted model, not a curated record